Molecule: messenger RNA, 615 nt
Organism: Cladophialophora carrionii CBS 160.54
Lineage: Eukaryota; Fungi; Ascomycota; Eurotiomycetes; Chaetothyriales; Herpotrichiellaceae
Exons: 3
Coding region: 1-615 (204 amino acids)
Biological process (GO): tRNA threonylcarbamoyladenosine modification; telomere maintenance via recombination
Cellular component (GO): EKC/KEOPS complex; nucleus; cytosol
Source: RefSeq, a predicted model, not a curated record
AUGGUCGCAAAGAUCAAUUUGGCCCAUAUGCCGCCGGAACUGGCGCUCUACGUGGCCGUGUACACGGAUCUGGAAAAUGCAUCCUUUCUGAAGGAGCAAUUACUGGCUGGCAAUGCCGAUUUCGAGUACGCCUUUAUUGAGGCAAGCAUGGUCGUUUCUACGAAACACGUCCUCGCCGCAGCUUUCCGUGCCAUGAAUGACUAUCUCAACGAUCGGCUGAAGUCGCGGAACGUCCAUUCCGAGACGGUCUUCUCGCUGAGUCCUAAUAACAACAUCGGCGAGGCUUUCCGCAGAUUCGGCGUCAGCGAAACAACAAAGAACUUGCUCGUACUCAAGGUCGCUACGAGCCCUGAUAUUACGCUAGAAAGUGUCAGCCAACACCUCUCGGCGAAUAUCAGAGGACGAGAAUGUGCCUUUGAUGACGCGAUAUUUGGAAAAGUGGCAGACGUGGAGCGGAUCAGGAAGGUCUACAAACUGGGGGUUGCCACUUCUACAGGUCGAUCAACUGCCACUGUGAAUGGAGACUCUGGCUCCAAGGGGGAUGCGCCUGCCGACGGAUCGAAAGCCCUCGAGGUCCAAAUCCUGGGACUGAUGGCUCUGCGAGGAGCAACCUGA